Messenger RNA from Aspergillus terreus NIH2624, 936 nucleotides. RefSeq lists its product as uncharacterized. The transcript has 4 exons. Lineage: Eukaryota; Fungi; Ascomycota; Eurotiomycetes; Eurotiales; Aspergillaceae. The record is from RefSeq and is a predicted model, not a curated record. Bases 1 to 936 code for a protein of 311 amino acids.
AUGUCAGUCAUCGCUGUGGCCGGUGGUACCGGCGGCGUGGGAAAAACGAUAGUCGAGGUCCUGGCCAAGCAACCCACGUAUCAAGUCAUUGUCUUGACUCGCCAUAGCGUUGGAUCCGACGCUGUGGGCCAUGUAAACCAGGUACAGGUGGAUUACAAUAAUAUCACCGGCCUGGUGCAAAUCCUGGAACAGCACACCGUUCACACCAUCAUUUCCGCCAUUGGACUCUUCGACGACGCAACGAGCCAGUCCCAGCUGAACCUCAUCCAGGCGGCGGAUCAGUCCAAGACGACUAAGCGGUUCAUUCCCAGUGAAUACUCAUUCAUCCAAACCAAAGAGCUUCUUUCCGUCGAUCCCAGCAUCCAACACUGGUUAAACGCGGCAGACUCGCUGAAGAAAAGCUCUUUGCAAUAUACCAGAGUCAUCCCCGGCUUUUUCAUGGACUACUGGGGCAUGCCCCCCGUCCGCACGAAUCUCCAACCCGUCACCUUUGGAAUCGACAUGGUCAGCUGUCAAGCAGCCAUUCCCGGCGACGGAAACGACGUGAUCGGGAUGACAUAUACCUACGACAUGGCCGAGUUCCUAGUCAAGCUGCUGGAGCUCGAGGAAUGGCCCGAGUUUAGUAUUUUUGUCGGCGACGACGUCACGUAUAAUGAGCUUCUCCGGCUCGCCGAGGAAGUGCGAGGCAAAAAGUUCCAGGUCACCUACGACAGCGUGGAAAACGUCAAGCAAGGCCCGGUUACCGUUCCCCCGAUGCCAUCUGGGGUGCCGUAUUCUGCGGACGAGCUGCGUGAGAUGACCGUUUUGGUCAGUCGGUUGACAGUCGCUGGGGUUUUUGACCUGCCUGUCGAACAGCGCAUGAACUCUAGAUUCCCGGAUCUCCGGCCGAUUAAAGUGAAGGAGUUUCUUCUGAAGGCUUGGAAGGACUUUGAGUAG